AUACAUUAGUUGGCAGAAAGUCACACGUUGUACCGGUUGCAUAACUUACCGACCAAAUGAUUCCCGUGGAAUGAUCCAUCAUCAAAAUGUCCGUGUGUUUAAGACGCAUGACACUCGCUUCCUCGGCAAUCACGCCCCAAACAUCCGUAAUCCAUAAAUAGUCCAGUGGCCGGAGGGUACGAGCUUCAUUGGAGAGCCAAACAGUGCGACAGCCGCACCAUGACUUUGACAACGAGACUACUAAUCACCGUGACCAUGGCAACUAUAGCCCUUGCCCAGCAAAGGUACGAAAGCACCUACGACGAUCUCGACGUGGGGACUAUCCUCGGCAACUCGGAUCUCCGUGAGAGCUACUACGCCUGCUUCAUGGACACCGCGCCCUGCCCCACCGAUGCCGCCGUCUUCUUCAAAAGUAAGGCCCCCGAGGCGUUCGUUGCCUCCUGCAAGUAUUGCACGGACAAGCAGCUGAUCAUGUUCGAAAAGAUCAUCAGCUGGUACGUGAACAACAGCCCCGACCAGUGGAACAGUUUGGUCGAAAAGACCAUUCAAGACGCGAAAAGCCAAGGACUCCAGUUCCGAUGACGAGAAAACACCCGAAGCUUUCGACACUCUGAUAUAUCGUCAAAUUGUAAAAUUUCGUUUUUUAAAAGCAUCUUCCAACUUGUGUAAUGUACGAUAUGGGGUUGCGUGGGUGAAAUAAAUGAAAAAUGUCGACAAAAAUAA
Copidosoma floridanum is the source of this 723-nucleotide messenger RNA. Its product is annotated as ejaculatory bulb-specific protein 3-like. The record is from RefSeq and is a predicted model, not a curated record. NCBI's taxonomy places the organism in Eukaryota, Metazoa, Arthropoda, Insecta, Hymenoptera, Encyrtidae.